Messenger RNA from Canis lupus familiaris (dog), 2376 nucleotides. Its product is annotated as syntaxin-8-like. The record is from RefSeq and is a predicted model, not a curated record. Gene Ontology annotation, biological process: intracellular protein transport; vesicle fusion. Gene Ontology annotation, molecular function: SNAP receptor activity; SNARE binding. Lineage: Eukaryota; Metazoa; Chordata; Mammalia; Carnivora; Canidae. Gene Ontology annotation, cellular component: endomembrane system; SNARE complex.
AGCAAAGAGAUAUCUCUGUGAGGUCAUCUUGGCAAGAAGCUCUCUUCCCGUCCUUGACUUCCAGGUCUCCAGGGCAACCGCUGCUGGGAUGUCAUAGGCACCAGAUCCUGUCCCUUAGAGUCCACAUCGCAGGAAGGACAGAUAAGCAAUUUCUUGGCAACUGUCAGGUAGCAGAUUCAUUCUCCAGUGAGAGAAUGAUGUACCCUAACAGCACCUGUUCUUUCUGAGCCGUGCGUUUCUGAGCUGGCACACAACACACCAACCUUGUACUGCUGCUGAUUGUCGCACAUGUACUCAGCUCUCCCAUGUGAUGGUGGACACCCCGAGGGAGCUACAAGCCUUAACAAGCUCCCGAAAUCUUCCUGCAAUGAAGAUAGUGCAGGAGGGAAUGCGGGAGAUGCUCUUCCCACCACUGCAGAAGACCUAGCUGGAGCAAAGAUUUACCGUGGGUGUUGAAGGUUUCUUCAAGAGGUGGGCUAUGGACUAGACCUUGAGUAUGGUUGGAUGAAGUGCUGACAGGAAUCCCAUUAAAUGCAGCUUCUGAUCCAGGAAUGAGGGCAGAGGACCACAUGGCACAGAAGACACAGGAGCCCAUGAUGCCACCUUGGGCCAGGCUUGGAGCAGAGAAAUCCCAGCCUUUUAUAAUUAAGGGGAAGAGGACCAAUGCCAGAACGGACAGUCGUGGUGCAGACCCACUUCGUGUCUGGGUGGCCAAAGAUUUUAUUUAUGAGGAAGUGUCUGACAGUGGCGGCAGCAGGCGGAGACUUGCACGAUGGCCCCGGACCCCUGGUUCUCCACAUACGACUCUACCUGCCAAAUUGCACAAGAGAUUGCCGAGAAAAUCCAACAGCAAAAUCAGUAUGAAAGAAAUGGUGAAAAUACAAUCAGGCUUACCGUGACAAUCAGAACUUUGUUGCAGAAUCUGAAGGAAAAGAUCGCCUUUUUGAAGGACUUAUUGCUAAAUGCUGUGUCAACACAUCAGAUCACACAGCUUGAAGGAGACCAAAGACAGAACCUCCUGGAUGAACUCAUAACUCGAGAGAGACUGCUUGUGGCAUCUUUUAAGAACGAGGGUGCAGAACCGGAUCUCAUCAGGUCCAGCUUGAUGACUGCAGGGGCUAAGCCAGGAGUCCCCAACCCUUGGCUUGAGGAGCCAGAGGAGGCCAGAGGUUUGGGUUUUGAUGAAAUCCAACAACAGCAGCAGAAGAUUAUCCAAGAACGGGAUGCAGGCCUGGAUGCCCUGUCCUCUAUCAUAAGUCGCCAGAAACAGAUGGGGAAGGAAAUUGGGAACGAACUGGAUGAACAAAACAAGAUAAUUGAUGACUUUGCCAACCUGGUGGAGAACACAGAGAGAAAGCUCCGCACCGAGACCAGGCGUGUGAACAUGGUGGACAGAAAGUCAAUGUCUUGCGGGAUGAUCAUGGUGAUUUUAUUGCUGCUCGUGGCUAUUGUGGUCAUGGCAUUCUGGCCCACCAACUAGUGACAGCAAGGGAACCGCCAGCUGUGACACCUGCCGGUGAUGGAGAAAAGCCCAGCACCCCAGUGGUACAUGAAACUGCUCUCAAUAAAUCCCUCCCCAAAGCAAAAAAGAAAAAAAGGUUUUAUUUAUUUAUUCGUGAAAGAUGCACAGAGAGAGGCAGAGACAUAGGUAGAAGGAGAAGCAGGCUCCCUGCAGGGAGCCCGAUGUGGGACUUGAUCUCUGGACCCUGGGAUCAUGCCCUGAGCCAAAGGCAGAUGCUCAACCACUGAGCCACCCAAGCAUCCCUGACGUAAACUUUUCAAUACUUGUUUUUCCAUUAAAAAAAAUUGCAUAACAAUACUUGUACCUCACAGGGUUUUUUGCAAAUUAAACGAGAUAAUAUAUGCUAAGUGCCUGGCAUAGAGAAAGAUGUCACUAAACGAUAGCCAAAAAAUGAUUAAUUAUACUAUUGUGAUUAUUUUACAAACGAGAUGCAUAUGGUUAAAGCAUUUUGGGUCACUUAGUCGUCUUCUUUUUUUAAGAUUCAUCUAUUGAUGGACAUUUGGGCUGCUUCCAUAGUUUGGCUAUUAUAAAUAAUGUUGCAAUAAACAUAAGGGUGAAUGUAUCUUUUCAAAUUAGUGUUUUCAUAUUCUUUGGGUAAAUACCCAGUAUUAGAAUUACAAGAUCAUAUGAUAAUUCUACUUUUAAUUUUUUGAGGAUCCUCCAUACUGUUUUCCACAUGGCUGCACCAGUUUGUUUUCCCACCAAUAGUGGAUAAGGGUUCCUAUUUCUCUACGUCCUUGCCAACACUUGUUGUUUCUUGUGUUUUUUAUUUUAGUCAUUCUGACAGAUGUGAGGUGAUAUCACAUUGUACUUUUGAUUUGCAUUUCCCUGAUGAUGAACAAUGUUGAGCAUCU